GAAGGCCGGGCGCAGCGGCCGCUGCCGGGGCGGGCUCGGGGCCGAGCGGACGGGGGGGCGCGGGCCCCCCGGGAGGCCGCGGCCACUCCCCCCCGGGCCGGCGCGGCGGGGGAGGCGGAGGAUGGAAACACCCUUCUACGGCGAUGAGGCGCUGAGCGGCCUGGGCGGUGGCGCCAGUGGCAGCGGCGGCAGCUUCACGUCCCCGGGCCGCCUGUUUUCCGGGGCGGCCCCGACGGCGGCAGCCGGCAGCAUGAUGAAGAAGGACGCGCUGACGCUGAGCCUGAGCGAGCAGGUGGCGGCGGCGCUCAAGCCCGCGGCCGCGCCGCCCCCGGGCCCCCUGCGCGCCGACGGCGCUCCCGGCGCGGCGCCCCCCGACGGCCUACUGGCGUCGCCGGACCUGGGGCUGCUCAAGCUUGCCUCCCCUGAGCUGGAGCGCCUCAUCAUCCAGUCCAACGGGCUGGUCACCACCACGCCGACCAGCACGCAGUUCCUCUACCCCAAGGUGGCGGCCAGCGAGGAGCAGGAGUUCGCCGAGGGCUUCGUCAAGGCCCUGGAGGAUCUGCACAAGCAGAAUCAACUGGGCGCGGGCGCGGCCGCCGCCGGGGGGCCCUCGGGCGCGGCCGCGGCCGCUGCGCCCCCCGGCGAGUUGGCCCCGGCGGCAGCCGCGCCCGAGGCGCCCGUCUACGCGAACCUGAGCAGCUACGCGGGCGGGGCCGGGGGCGCGGGGAGCGCGGCGACUGUCGCCUUCGCCGCCGAGCCCGUGCCCUUCCCGCCGCCGCCACCCCCGGGCGCGCUGGGGCCGCCGCGCCUGGCUGCGCUCAAGGACGAGCCACAAACGGUGCCCGACGUGCCCAGCUUUGGCGAGAGCCCACCGCUGUCGCCCAUCGAUAUGGACACGCAGGAACGCAUCAAGGCGGAGCGCAAGCGGCUGCGCAACCGCAUCGCCGCCUCCAAGUGCCGCAAGCGCAAGCUGGAGCGCAUCUCGCGCCUCGAGGAGAAGGUGAAGACGCUCAAGAGCCAGAACACGGAGCUGGCGUCCACCGCGAGCCUGCUGCGCGAGCAGGUGGCGCAGCUCAAGCAGAAAGUCCUCAGCCACGUCAACAGCGGCUGCCAGCUGCUGCCCCAGCACCAGGUGCCCGCGUACUGAGCCCGCACGCGGGGCGCAUGCGCGGCCCCCCUUCCCGAGAGGUGGACUCGCGGGGGGGAGCGUGGGCGCCCGGGACUAGGAGAGGGCGCAGCCUUGGGGCCCCCCCCACGGUGCCCAGGACUCGGAGAGGGCGCGGUCCAGGGGAUCCCCCCGAGAGUGCCCAGGACUCGGAGAGGGCGCCGUCCCCGGUGUCUUACCCCCCCAGGGUGCCCAGGACGCGGAGAGGGAGCCCCGGAAUCGACAAGCUGGACCCCCUGCUCCUGGGGGGUGAGCGCAUGACCCCCCCCCCUCCGCGCUGCCUCUGUCUCCCGCGGGCGGCCGCCCCGUGUUGCACAAACGCGCGCGUCCUGGCCGCCCCUUGUACACACCGCUCCGGAAGGGGCUCCGAUGGAGCGCGCCUCGAGCCCUGCCUUCCUUUCGUUUUACUUUUUUUUUUGCCUUUGGAAGAGAGAAGAACAGAGUGUUCGAUUCUGCCCUAUUUAUGUUUCUACUCGGGAACAAACGUUGGUUGUGCGUGUGUGUGUUUUCUUGUGUUGGUUUUUUAAAGAAAUGGGAAGAAAAAGAGACUCCUCUUUCCUCGCUGUCGCUCCCCCCCCCCCCGCCCUUUUUGUUCUGUUUUUCGUUUUGCUACGAGUCCACAUUCCUGUUUGUAAUCCUUGGUUCGCCCGGUUUUCUGUUUUCAGUAAAGUCUCUUACGCCA
Cynocephalus volans (Philippine flying lemur) is the source of this 1847-nucleotide messenger RNA. RefSeq names its product JunD proto-oncogene, AP-1 transcription factor subunit (gene JUND). Gene Ontology annotation, molecular function: DNA-binding transcription factor activity, RNA polymerase II-specific; RNA polymerase II cis-regulatory region sequence-specific DNA binding; transcription factor binding. The record is from RefSeq and is a predicted model, not a curated record. Gene Ontology annotation, biological process: regulation of transcription by RNA polymerase II; regulation of cell population proliferation; regulation of cell cycle. Gene Ontology annotation, cellular component: transcription regulator complex. The coding region runs from base 122 to 1147 and encodes 341 amino acids. NCBI's taxonomy places the organism in Eukaryota, Metazoa, Chordata, Mammalia, Dermoptera, Cynocephalidae. The transcript has a single exon.